GAUCGGGUAAAGGACUGGAUCAGCUGUUAUCACCUUGACACUAUUGAACUCACCAAUGUUCUCUCAAAUUUCGCCGACACCUCAUUGGUUUUGAUUGAAGAAAUUAUGGACAAGCUAGUUAAGGAAGGUAUUCUAUCUAAGAGCGGAACAGACAGUUACACGAUUAACAAGCAAAAGAAAUUCGACUAUGAUCUCAAUCCUAUAAAGGAAGAAAUGGAUGGCCAAGUUGUCCCAGGCAAGAAAGCCCAGCAUGAUAUUGGUGAAGAUCACAUGUACAUGAAGGCUUUGUAUCAUGCUCUUCCGAUGAGCUACGUUACUGUUGCAAAGCUUCAGAGCAAGCUUGAUGGAGAAAUCAACCAGACUACUGUGCGCAAGCUAAUUGAUAAAAUGAUCCAUGAUGGGUUUCUUGAUGCCAAAGGCAGCAGGAGGCUAGGCAAGCGCGUGAUCCACUCUGAUCUAACUGAGAAAAAGCUAAUGGAAAUCAAGAAAACUAUGGAUAUUGAUGCCAUGGAUGGGGAUAUUAAUGAGCACAAGUCCAGCCAUGCUGAGUUUCAGAAAAUGGGAAGCAUCAACAGGGAUAUGUCCACCUGUGGUGUUUUCCACUCCAUUGGAUCAGACCUCACACGCACAUGGGGCAAAUCUGAAACACAUCAAAAUGGCUCUAUAAGAAGCAAGCAAAAUGGUUUGAGGGCAAGGGAUUAUGGAAAUACCCCCACAAGUAGAGCUGAGAGGACACACUUUGGACUGGGAUUCCUGGAAACUACACAAAUCCAGAUGCACCAAAACCUUUUUCAUCGCGUACUUUGGACUGGGAUUCCUGGAAACUACACAAACCCAGAUGCACCAAAACCUUUUUCAUCGCAUCUCACUGAAACUUUCAAAUAG
Molecule: messenger RNA, 885 nt
Organism: Camellia sinensis
Lineage: Eukaryota; Viridiplantae; Streptophyta; Magnoliopsida; Ericales; Theaceae
Source: RefSeq, a predicted model, not a curated record